AUGGUUUUAUCUUCAUUGAAAAUGACAAGUAUGGACGAUGAUACACGUUGGUUACAUUCAGAUACAGAUCUCUUGUCAGGUCAUGGUGUCAGCUAUAGUGUUACGUAUCUCGGAUCAGUAGAAGUUCUUUGUUCGAUGAAAACAUUGGAUUUUGAUAGUCGUACACGAGUGGCUCGAGAUUCAAUUCGUUUGGUCUGUGCAACAGUUGGUAUUUCGUUCAAAGAUCGACGUCGACCUGAACAAUCACCAUCAGUAACACAAUCGAUGAUUUCAGCCGAACCUAAUCUGACACAUAGUCAUACACCUGUUCAGUUAACAAUCAAUACUGAUUCACUUGUAUUGAAACGUUCAAGUGACUCGCAGAUAUUCUACUCACAUAAAAUGGAAGGAAUCUCCUUUGCAAGUGCUGGUGAACACGAUACAAAAGAUUAUAUAGCUUAUGUGGCAAAAGAUAAUAUGAAUAAACGUUCAUGUCAUGUUCUUUCUUGUAAAGAAAAUGAAUCGUUAGAUGUGAUUACAACAAUUGGCCAAGCUUUUGAACUACGAUAUAACGAGUACAUGCAAACACAACAGCAACAAGGAUCGAUAAAAUCAUUCGAACAUGAUGAGUUUCUUUCAAAGAAACGCGAUGAUGAUGUUAGUCGCUCUAUUCCAAACAACAAUCAACCAACACAGGGAAAAUGGAAUGGGCAGACAAGUCCGGAUGUGUACAAAGAGAAAUGGUUUCAUGGCAAGAUUGGCCGUGAUGAAGCUGAAUUAUUAUUACACAACAGUGGAGAUUUUCUCGUACGUGAAAGCGCAAAAAUUCCGGGCCAAUUUAUUCUCUCGGGUCGUUAUAAAGAUCAGUUUAAACAUUUACUUCUCGUUGAUCCGGAAGGCAUCAUUCGUACGAAAGAUUAUGAAUUUGAUUCCAUCCAACAUCUGAUCUCGUAUCAUAAAUCAGGAAAUAUUCCGAUUGUUUCAGCAGAUAGUGAACUUCUCUUACAAACACCUGUUUUACGCUCAAAAUAA
This is a messenger RNA of Adineta ricciae, 1011 nucleotides long. The record is from the annotation of a GenBank genome assembly. NCBI's taxonomy places the organism in Eukaryota, Metazoa, Rotifera, Eurotatoria, Adinetida, Adinetidae.